CUGCGUUCUUAGCAACUUUUGUAAACAAAUGUUACAAGAACACAAAAUCAACAAAUAAACAGAAGGAAAAAUAAUAUGCUGGGAUGAAAGAAAUUUAAAGAAAUAAUCAAAUUGCUAAAGUAUUAUUAAAACAACCACAAUGAAAGACUCUUUUACAAAGUUUCUUGAGGUUUUAGACACUCUUGAAGCACAAAUGAAAUUUCUUGAAGGUAUCGAAAAAGCUAGACAGAAAAAGAGGGAAAGGGAGCUGAGACUUUGUCAGAGAGCUGUUAGUCUCCGAAUCCGGAAUCUGAAUAAUGUUGACGACUUUUUGAAAUGGUUUGGUACAAAAGACUGGCCACUCAUGUUUGAGGAGAAAAGUCCCAAACCAAAAGCAAUCACUGAAGAAGUACUCAAAAAUGCAUUAAUAAGUGCAAUCCCUAAUUUGGAUGACCAAUUUGACGGGAUUAAAGAAAAAAUUAAUGCCAUUGAAUAUGAUAUAGAGGAUAAUCUCAGUUUUCUGAAAGAAAAUAUGCCUAAGAAAGUGUCAAUUACCAAUAUUGUCAAUAAAGCCCAUUCAACUCAAGCAAAGAAGGCUCAAAAGAAAAAGGAAAGCAUCAAAGAUCCUCUGGAUUUGAAUAAAGCAUCAACACAGGAAACAUUUGACUCUUUUGAUUUUGUUGGACUCCCUGGAUCUUUAGAUACAAUGACAAUUUUGAAGAAAGUCUUUGAUUCUUUGCACAUGAAGAACAAGACACGUGCUGUAUUUGAAGCCGUUUUUUUGUCAGAGAACACCAAAGUCCUUGUUGAGAGUAUCUUUUGGUGGAUAUAUUUAGACUUAUUAGAGCCUACCAAGCAUCAAAGCAAAGAACUGCUAUUUUCACGCAUGGCUGAAAAAUAUGUUGCAAUGCUAAUGUCCAUCCCAACUGGUUAUAGUGAUGUCAUUCUUGAUAAAAUUCCCAAAGCUCUCUCUCAAGCCACUUAUGUGGCCUUUUUUGAUGGCUUACGGACACACCACAAGUAUUUCGAUGACAACUUUAAACAGUAUAUAUUUUCUUAUAUUACUAAAUGGACCACUGGAGUCACACCCCAGCCAGGAGCUGCUAAUAAAGAACGAGAUAAGAUGGCUGAGCUGACUGGAGAGAGAACUGAGACUAUUGCUGAGAUGCUGACUAACUCAAUUUUGUCUAACAAACCUGUUAAGCUAGACAUAACCAUGCAAGAUUUAGAGGAUCAACAAAAAUAUCAGGAGAACAAAACUCUAUUCAAGGUGUCUUCAGUGAAAGAGGGCCAUAAAGCAUCUGUGACAAAAGAUACUCCAAAACAGAAGGAAACUCGUGAGCCAGAAGUGGCAGUUGAUGACCUGCGCCUGAAGAAGGUGAAGUUUGAUUUAUACAGCCAAUGUCCAUUGGUCAAAUACUGUAUGUACAACAAGAAGAUGUCAGCAAUUUAUUCGAUACCAUCCAAUCAAAUUAUUCAACGCCUUCAAAGAACUGAGAAGACUCCAGAGAAAAUAUUUUUGAACAAAAUAAAAUUAUAGAGUUCUUUUAUUCCCAGAGAAACUAUGAUGAUGUUAAUAAGAAUAGGCUGAAAAUUUGAAGAUCAGAAUGGCGAUUGCAGAACUAAUAGACAAGCACUGACUUUGGCCAGUGAUGUGAAUAAUAUAUGAGAUGACCUGGCCUAAAAAUAAUACUCUUUUUAUGUAAAGUGUGGCCAAAUAAUCACAUCUUGUUUCCUACCACUUCUUUUCUUCCUUCUUCGACCAGAUUCAUCAUCAUCAUCAUCAUUGCCUUCAUUUUUACCUCUGUUCUUCCAUACUUGCAUAGGUAACACUGUAGAUGAAAUAGCAAUCCUUUUCUGACUUGUCAGCCAACACUGCUGAUGCUGUAAAAAUAGAACAUAAACUCCCAAAAGAUAAAACGAGAGUUUAUAUCCAUAUUUUUGGUUGACUUUUGAUAAUGUAGCAAGUGAUGAUAGUGGUUGCAGAAAAAGCAUUGACAACAGCCAACUUAUACAAGUGUUAAAGUUUUUAACUACAUAUACACAGGUUUACACUCAGAGUGGUACGACCCACUCAAGCCAUUUUCACAACUUUCAUUCACCUUUUAAUAAAUUUACUCGAGGACAACACCUCCCUCUCCACCCUUUCCUUUUCAAGUAAAACUUGAAACAGUUGAUGUCAGCUCUACCAUAGGGGAAUGUCUCUGUCAUCAUUCCUUUCAGCCUUGUCCACCAGAAAAUCUCUUUUGCCACAACCGCUGGAGGGCAGCAGGGCAAUCAUCACUAUAAACUCAGCUGACAGAAGGGUCUGUCCCACAUGUGACAACAGCUGUUCAACAUAACUCCACAAGCCAUCGAUGCCCAGAUACUGAAUGAAGGCAUGCAGAAUUGUUUUGUUACUCUACGUGCACCUUGGUCAAGCCUGUCUGACAGCACAUCUGAGCCGAUGGAGUUUAUCCUGAACUGGUAGUACUUCCUGGCCAAAGACGUCUGAAAAUUAUCUAUAGUAGUCCCUGACCAAAAAGUUCACUGGAACAGACUAGACUGUUUAUUUUCAUCAACACCCAGGGUCUCCCCAAGGAUGCUGCACUUCCCUGCCACUAAUCCUCUAUAUGCAGCUAAAGUGGAAGAUCCACUGAUCCUAUUGCCUGAGUGCCUGGUGACAUUCUAGGUGCCAGACACCCAGUCUCAGUCAAUCCUUCACCUAAGACUGCAGCUCUGUCUAAGACUUGAGCUGCAGAAAAAUGUGUCUCCCAAAUGGAGCCCAUAUAUGCUCAGCAUCAAGAAAUCUUUGCAGGUGGUGCAACCUGAGCACAUGUCUGCACAUCAGAAGCCAUGGCAUGCCUAAGCCACCAUGCAACAGGUGCUGACAGUAGAUUGACUGCCUGACCAGUGGAAUGUAUUCAUUCCACAAGAAAAUAAACAGGAAAUGCUCCAACCUAAUCAAACAAUAAUAGGGACAAGGCACAAUGAUCAGGCAAUAAAUGAUGAUGGGGACAAUGUAGGCAUUCACCACCUUUGCCCAUUUCUGAGUAAGACUGGCCAUCCUAUUCAUCCCAGUUCUUAUCCACCUGGAGGUUGGGACCAAACCCAACCCCAGAUAGUUUAACUGGUUUGUCAGUCCAAUGUCUGACAACACCAUCUGAUGGCAUCGAUCUGCCUCUCUAGGUGCUCCUUCACAAGCUCACUAACUUGUCAGCAUUGAUUUUGACCCCUGCAACCGACUCAUACUCCUUUGCAAUGAAGCUGACCAUCUCCACUUUGGAAGCAUCCGACACAAUGAUGGUGACAUCUUCUGCAUACACUGACACUGCCCUCUUGAGUCCCAGUUCAAAAGGGAUGUCCCUCAACUGUUCCAGCUUCCACAACAUUGACUUGAGAGCCAGCAAAUACAGAAAAGGUGGCAGUGGGCAGUCCUGAUGGACCGAACAUGCAAUGCAAAAUGGUUCCGAUAGGUGGCUGUUUACUUUGAUCACUGAAGUGCUGUUGAAGUGCCACUCACAUCUACUAAGGCUCAAGUACCAUGCAACCAUUUUGGCUCACCAAAGACUGAAUUGUGGCUUUGUUGUCACAGUGGGCCUCUGCUAUUGUGGCCCAUCAAGCGGCUUUUGCUCUCUCAUUUUCUUGAGCAUGCUCUGACAAUGCAUCCUUCAUGCUUCGCAUUGAAGAAUUGGUCCAGCAAUGAAGAAUCACCACCAGCACAUUGGUUGCAAUACCUUUCCUAAGUACCGCUUCUAAGUUUCCAAGUUUCACUCUAUUUUAUUCCUUUCUAUCACUAAUGUCUUACUAAACCUUAUCAAUUUUACUCUAAUUGCUCUUUUCAGGGCAAACACACCAUUUGUUGUUGACAACUGAGCCACCAAUGCCAACUUAACUAAUUUGUUAAUUUGGUCCCUAUAAGUUUGGCACAUCAGGAAUGAUGUGUUCAGCUUCCAGUACCCAGAUCCCCCACAAUGAAGUCUAAGUUGACUGUGCAGAUCCCAAAUUUGUGGUCUGUGUAGCUGUUAAUUUUAAAAAGUGGACAACUUAUACAAUCCUUAUCAAUUGGCCUGCAAAAUAUUCUAUCUAGAUAUGACCUGUGGUUUGUCCAUGUCUACACCAGUACAUUUGGAAAACCCCAGUCAGUACUGCUCAGAUGACUGAAAGUGUCUGAGCAGGUUUGCAAGGCUUUUGCACACUCCCUCUUCUAACAGCUAGCUCCACACAGUCCAAAUGUGUAUCCAAGAUGGAACUAAAUAGCAUAGAUUAAAUUUGCUUGACAUCCAUUUUUGUCCAUCCCACAGGUCAUCACAGUGUUUGUUCUUAUUUGGAUUUAUUGCCCUCUUAGAUAAGUUGGAGGACUAUGAAUUUUAUGUGAUUAAUUUUACCUUGGUUUCCUUAGCUGAAUACUCUUCCUAUACCAACCACUUUGCAGAGUGGAUUGUAUGUUUUAUCAUGGUGUCAGUACUAUAGAGUUUAUGAAACCAACAAGACGAAAGGGUCCUCUCAAUCCUAUGCUAUCUCUGUUUACCAUCCAGUUUAUAGAGUACUGGGUGCAUUUUAUCAUGGCAGCAGCACUGUUGGGGUUGCCUUCUGCCCUCUAAUACUAGGCCUUACUCUAUGCUAUAGUGUGUCUGUUCAUUCAGUGCAGUGUGAGCAGGAGACUGAAUUGCAGAUAGUGGUGACAGAAGAAAGUGGGAUAUGUACACCCUAGUUUUUCCUGUCAUCACUGAAGAGAACACUUGUAUGACAAGACUCAGAGACAUUGGGUUGAAGGAGUUGGAGAGGAUAAGGGAGAAUAUGUUGACAGCCACAACAUCCAAACCAACAUAUGCAAGGACAACCAUGCUUUUACUUAUUCUGAUGUGUCAUUUCAAGCACAGCGAACCACCAGGAGUCUCGGUUGCCUGUCAUCCACUCUGAGUCCCAAUGUCUGCAGAUCUUUUCUCACCACUUUGUCUCACAUCUUACUGGGCUUACCCCUUCCACAUGUCCCUUCUACAAUUAGGGAUUUGCACCUCUUGAUGCAGCUGUUUUAUAAAAGCAAAAAAAUGCGAAAUGUUUCUCUAAAUUAUUUUUUGUCUUCAGAUAUAUUCAUGAGACGUAUAAAAAACAUUUGUUUAAACGAAUUAAGUUUUCAGACUAUUGAGUAAUGAUAAUAUCCCAGAUGAAAAUCUUUAUUUUCAAAAUACAUAUUUAUAUUUACACAAUGUUUUGAUCAGUUCAGCCUGAUUGGCACCAAAUUUUAGUUCAAAUCAGACUGGGACAAAUGAAGAUAUUUGGAAAUAUGACACCUUAUGAUGAUUAAGACUAAUUGAAAUUAAACAAUGUGUCCUCUUUUUAAAGAUAAUACAGUAUGAUAUGAGGAAAAUAUGGUCACUGUUUCUAGUGGAUUAAGCCACUAUGUGGAAGCUUCCUCAUUGGCUUGAUGUCUAUAUAAUUAAAUCAACUCUAGAAUUUAACUGAUAAUUAAUCAACCCCACCUUAAAGUUAAGCUUAAUAAGAUUUGACAAAAUUAAUUACUGUAAGGAAUUAAUCUGAAAAUCAACCAUUUCUUUUGCUUCAUUAUCUUUUGCCAUCUGCAAUACUAUUUUCUGAACAUUGGGACAAGGCAACAUAUUUGCAGAAGGCUGUAGGAAAUUGAAAUCUUUGCUCCUAUUGGUGCAUAAUUGUUACUUAUUUUAUCAAAAACAAAGAAGUUCAUACUUAACAAGAUUUGGAAUGUGAA
This is a messenger RNA of Octopus sinensis (East Asian common octopus), 5686 nucleotides long. Its product is annotated as protein FAM227B-like. The coding region runs from base 140 to 1519 and encodes 459 amino acids. The transcript is spliced from 15 exons. The record is from RefSeq and is a predicted model, not a curated record. Lineage: Eukaryota; Metazoa; Mollusca; Cephalopoda; Octopoda; Octopodidae.